GGUUUUUUAGUGAAUUUACGAGUUGCGACCUCUAGUCGAAUGCAGCGUUUUCUUUUGCGGAACCAAUGUUCUGAGUCCUGCGCGUGUCCGGAAGGGAAGCGGUGUGACACGGCGCCUGGCCGGUAGAGCGGCAGCAACAGGCCCAUGUGGGAGAGGAGCAGAUCCCGGCAGCGCGGAGCAGUGAUAAUAAGCAGUAAUAAGAAGCAGUAAUAACGCUGAUAUAACUCUGUCUCCUCUUAUGGUGGCGUGUGAGGGAGGGAGCAUGCUGAAAGAGGCGCUGGAAGGACAGGUUACCCUGGUGUGUAACACCACAGCCGGGUCUGUGCAGGUGCAGGUAGAGCCGGUAGGCCGCUGGUUUGAAGCCUUUCUGAAGCGCAGGGAUCGAAAUGUAUCCGCUUCGUUCCAGGAGCUGGAGGAGGAAGAGGAGCUCUCUGAGGAGGAAGCAGAUGAGGAGCUCCAGCUUGAGGAAUAUCCCAUGCUGAAAACACUGGACCCCAAAGACUGGAAGAAUCAGGAUCACUAUGCUGUACUGGGUUUAGCUCAUAUUAGGUACAAGGCAACCCAGAAACAGAUUAAAGCUGCUCAUAAAGCAAUGGUGCUGAAACAUCACCCAGACAAGAGAAAGGCAGCAGGAGAGCAGAUUGUGAAAGGAGAUAAUGAUUAUUUCACCUGCAUAACUAAAGCAAUAGAGAUUCUGUCAGACCCUGUGAAGAGGAGAGCGUUCGACAGCGUGGACCCCACCUUCGACAACACGGUGCCCACGAAGGCAGAAGGCAAAGAGAAAUUCUUUGAGGUGUUUGCUCCUGUGUUCGAACGCAAUGCCAGGUGGUCCACUAAAAAGCACGUCCCUCACUUCGGGUCCCUGGACUCCUCGUUUGAGGAAGUGGAUAAUUUCUAUUCCUUCUGGUACAACUUUGAUUCAUGGAGAGAGUUUUCAUACUUGGAUGAAGAGGAGAAAGAAAAAGCUGAAUGUCGAGAUGAACGAAGAUGGAUCGAGAAGCAGAACCGUGCAUCGCGAGCUCAAAGGAAGAAAGAAGAAAUGAACAGGAUACGAACUCUCGUAGAUACGGCCUACAGCUGUGACCCGAGGAUAAAGAAGUUUAAAGAGGAGGAGAAAGCCAGGAAGGAAUCGGAGAAGAAGGCCAAAGCCGAAGCCAAAAAGAAGGAGCAAGAGGAAAAGGAGCGGGCUCGACAGGCGGAGAUGGAAGCAGCUCGGUUGGCCAGAGAGAAGGAGGAAGAGGAGGCCAAACAGGCGGCCCAGCAGGCCAAGAAAGAGAAAGAGGCACAGAAGAAAGCAAUCAAGAAAGAGAGACAGAAACUCAGGACAACGUGCAAGAACUGUAAUUACUUUGUGGAUAGCGACGCGGAGAGUGUGAAGAUGAUGGAAGACGUUGAGAAGUUGUGCGAUAGGCUAGAGCUUAUAAGCUUACAGACGUUAAAUGAACUUUUAGCUUCAGGCAGCAAGGAGGAGAGCAGAGCUGCCAUAGAAAAACAGGUGCAGGAAGUGAACGCGCAGCUGCAACGUGAGCGAGAGGCCGAGGUCAAGACGCAGCAGGCGGCACGCAGCUCGGAAAACACCAACGCCGGAAGCGGAGUGAGCAAAGGCUGGAACGAGGAGGAUCUACAGCUGCUUAUCAAAGCCGUUAACCUGUUUCCUGCUGGAACCAACGCCAGAUGGGAAGUAAUCGCCAACUACAUGAACUUGCACUCAGGUAGUGGCAUCAAAAGAACUGCCAAAGACGUCAUCAAUAAAGCUAAGACUUUACAAAAACUCGACCCACACCAAAAGGAAGACGUGAACAAAAAGGCUUUUGAGAAGUUUAAGAAGGAGCAUUCUGCCGUUCCUCCGACUGUAGACAACGCCGUGCCUUCAGAGCGGUUUGAAGGAUCAGCCAGUGACACUAAUUCUGCUCCCUGGACUACGGAGGAGCAAAAGCUCCUAGAGCAGGCGCUGAAGACCUACCCUGUUAACACUCCUGAGAGGUGGGACAAAAUCGCCGCCACUGUGCCUGGACGUACCAAGAAAGACUGUAUGAAGAGAUACAAAGAACUCGUGGAAAUGAUUAAAGCGAAGAAAGCUGCCCAGGAACAAGUUGCUGCUAAGAGUAAAAAAUGACAGCAAAAAGCGCAAGAAACAACCACACGCACGCGCGCACACUCACUCAGCCUCAUGUUCUUUUAAUGUUAUUGUGUUGUUCUUUAUUUUAUAAUAAAACAGAAAAAAAAUGCA
Pangasianodon hypophthalmus (striped catfish) is the source of this 2230-nucleotide messenger RNA. RefSeq names its product DnaJ (Hsp40) homolog, subfamily C, member 2 (gene dnajc2). Gene Ontology annotation, biological process: regulation of translational fidelity; 'de novo' cotranslational protein folding. The transcript is spliced from 17 exons. Gene Ontology annotation, cellular component: cytosol. Gene Ontology annotation, molecular function: Hsp70 protein binding; ribosome binding. Lineage: Eukaryota; Metazoa; Chordata; Actinopteri; Siluriformes; Pangasiidae. Bases 239 to 2116 code for a protein of 625 amino acids. The record is from RefSeq and is a predicted model, not a curated record.